CUACAGUAACUUGAGUAUAAUUUCAAGUUAGGUAACUUAUAUCGAUAUAAACCAUUAAAAUUAAUUAAAUACAUUUUGGACCAUUGAUUAAAAAACUAAAAACAUUCUAAAAAUUAAUUAAAUCCAGUUUAUUUUUAUGGAAUGUAGGGGUCGUUUGGAAGUUGUGAUUGUUAAAUAGAUGUAUUGUUGAGAAUGCAUGUAUAAUAUUAUACAUGUAUUGUCGAAUUUGAUGCAUUGUAGAAUACAACGUUUGGUAUGUGUGAUUGUGUAUGUCGCAUCAACUAAAAGCUGAGACAAAACAAUAUCAACUCAACUAUCUCAACAAUCACAACUAAAAGUUGAGAUAUAACAAUCACUCAAAAUGAGUGAUAGUUUCUGUCACAUCAUAGAAACAAUCCAUGUAUUGUUUCUGCUAUAAAAAAACGAUGCAUUGUAAAUAAUACAUGCAUAAUGAAAAUCUCAACAAAACAAUCGCAACUUCCAAACGACCACGUAUUUCUUUUGUGGAAAGUUGUCUUUAGUUUUGAACUUUUACCAUAGCUGUCAAUGGAAGGCUUUUACUUUUCUUUUGGGUUAAUACCUUAUUUUGGCCCGAACUAUGACCAUAUAAUUAACUUUGGCGCAUGGUUUAAGAAAUUAACAUCCUGGCCUCAACUAUGCACCAUAUAGACUCAAUUGGCCCGACUCGUGAAUUUUCGUCAAAUUAUACGGUCAACGUCAUUGACCGUUAAUGAAUCAGCAUGCUACGCUGACGUGGAUGCUAUGUUGAAAAUAAAAAUAAAUAAAUAAAUAAAAAUUUAAUAAAAUAAAAAUUAUCAUUCUCUCUCGUCACUCAGCCCACACAGCCCUAUCCCUUCUUCCCCGAUGAUCCCUUUCCCAACCCUCUCUGACCCGGUUCCUUGGUCCUUUCCUCCUCAACCUUCCUCCUCAUCCGCCGCCGCCAUCUCCAGCAACUGAACCUUUCUCCUUUUCGUGUCCCUCGCCUCCCUCUCCUUUCUCUAUCAAAUUGGAAAUAAUAGUUGAGGAAGGAGACAAACAACAAAUCCUUAUUAAUUUAAGGCAAAAUACAGCUGCAUAUCCAUAACUAUCACGUUUGUGACAAAUAUAUCCACAACUAUCGAAAUACACGAAAUAUCCAAAAAUCGGAAGGUUGUGUGACAAAUCUAUCCACUUCCGUCUGAAACUAUAACGGUGUUAGUGACGCCGUUAAUUAUUGUGACGGAAUGCUGACUAGGAUCAAAAUCACUGUCCACGUCAGCAACAAAUCAGCAUAAUAUUAGAGUUAAAUGACAUGUCAGAAAUUAAUUAAUAAAAAAUUUAAAAUUAAAUUUUUUUGGCGAUCAUCCCCAUAUUUUCGGCAACGCUAUCCCGACGCCGAGCUUCAUUACCAAGCGGCCAAAUCCCAACAGUGAGCUUGGUUUCCUCCUCUAGCUUCCUCUCACGCUUCCGUCGCCGACAUCGAUCUUGGUCUUUUGCUUUCUCAAUCGACGAUCUGGGCUUGCCCACUUGCUCAAUCGACUUUCUGUUUCUUUCUCAGAUGGAAACCAAUCCCACAGCCGAUGUGAAAACCACCAAAUCGAAGCAAGCAGAGGAUUGGAAAAACCCCAAAUCGCAUCAAGCAGAGGAUGAACCCCCCCACAUCGACCGCGGAUGGAAGAAGACCUGGCGGCGGGGUCACUUAGCCGGCUCGAUUCCCAGUGAACUCGCUGAGAUGCCCAACCUCGACGCCCUCCCAGAGUCCUUCGCGCGGCUGCUUGAAGGGAAGUUCCUGUCUCAAUAUCUCUCCUAGCGACGUUGAGCUCCUCAACGACCGGUUGACCACAAAAGAUGGAGCUAGUAAAGAUCGACUUAGGGCAAGGACAACCGUUGCGGCGGAUCCAGCUUCACCACAGAAACCCAAAUUCGACCUCCGAGCCUAAGAGUUUGAUUUGAACGAAUCAACAUCGAGCUUCAGCUUCCAACUACGAUGUAACCUCCGAGCUUCAAUCAAAAACCCAGAUUCGAGCUCCGAGUCUCCAAGAUUGAUUCGAAUGGAAUCAUUUCAAACUUCGAUUGACCUUUGAGCUUCAACCCAAAAACCCAGAUUCAAUAGAGGCGUUUGUGUUGGUACUUGGAGGCGAUUGCGUACGUGAACGACAUGGCGAAAGGGGUGGUAUAAAUGAGAUGCGCUACC
This is a messenger RNA of Linum trigynum, 2173 nucleotides long. The record is from the annotation of a GenBank genome assembly. NCBI's taxonomy places the organism in Eukaryota, Viridiplantae, Streptophyta, Magnoliopsida, Malpighiales, Linaceae.